AUGCCGGGCAGCAGCGCUACGCUCGUCCCCGAGACCGGGGUGCAGCGCGACUGGGAGGAGCGAGAGUUUGCGCAGUCCAUCCAGCUUGGCAUCAAGUCGCUCGCGCAGUUCCUGAACGAGUUUGAGAACACGACGCGUACCAAGCUCGCCAGUCUAAACAGCAAAAUUGCGAGGCUCGAGCGGCGAAUGACACUAGUGGAGGCGACGUUCGACUCGGUCAACCAGCCUCCCGCGGCCACGAGCUGA
Messenger RNA from Emiliania huxleyi CCMP1516, 246 nucleotides. RefSeq lists its product as hypothetical. Bases 1 to 246 code for a protein of 81 amino acids. NCBI's taxonomy places the organism in Eukaryota, Haptophyta, Isochrysidales, Noelaerhabdaceae. Gene Ontology annotation, biological process: actin filament organization; regulation of actin polymerization or depolymerization; cell motility. Gene Ontology annotation, cellular component: SCAR complex; WASH complex. The record is from RefSeq and is a predicted model, not a curated record. The transcript has 2 exons. Gene Ontology annotation, molecular function: protein-containing complex binding.